AUGGUAGAUAUAAGCUCCUUCACUAUUGAUGAGUUUGCCCAAGCAUUUCAGAACAAGGAUUCCUUGCUACUUGGAAAAAUUCUCGUUGCCCUUCUGAAGCUUCUUCUAUCUAAUGUUGAAGCCGAGCUUGGCUGUGGAUCCAUAUCCCUCAUUUGA
This is a messenger RNA of Prunus armeniaca (apricot), 156 nucleotides long. The record is from the annotation of a GenBank genome assembly. NCBI's taxonomy places the organism in Eukaryota, Viridiplantae, Streptophyta, Magnoliopsida, Rosales, Rosaceae.